AUGGAGACCCAACGCCAAGUCGUCCAGCCAGUGAGCAGUCGAAAAUGGCAGAUGGCCAAAAUCGCGCUGCAGUCCGCGUCGCUCGCGUUCUGCGCCGCAGUCAUUGGCAUCAGCGCGGGGACGUUCUGGGGAGGAAACUAUUGGCCGGGGAUGCUAAUGGUGCCUGUUGCCGCGGCGACGGCAGCGUGGACGAUCGCGGAGUUCGUGACGCUACUGGUGCGGAGGAAGAGGAGGGGGGGAAGCGCAGCAGCAGCAGCAGGUCGUGGAAUCCACCCGGGCGCCCACGUCGGCGUGCAGCUUAUCAUAUUCCUGGCCAUGAUCUACGUGCUCUUCUAUUUGUGCAUGCUGUGGGUAAGCGUCCAGAGGAGCGUCGUGCGGUGCAACGAAUGGGAACGCGACCCUAGGAAUCCGGACUGGGUCGUCGAGGGCCACGACGACGAUGAUGAUCUGGACGUGAGCCGGCAUUCCGGCGGCUACACCACGUCGUACUACUGCCCGGAGAGUCGCCGUGUUCUGGUCAACAGCAAGUCGUUCCAGUCAGCGGUGCAGGCUCUUAUUGCGUUAUGCGGUCUGCUAUGGGCUAUACAUUUCACCCUUUUCGUUCGAGCAUGUGUCGAAACGCAACGACGAAAUAGGCUUCGUCCUGCGGGUGUGGUAUACCCGCAGCCAGCAUGGCCGGCACCAUACGGGGCCAACUACCCGCCUAACAACAACAACUUCCCUCAGGCGGGACCAGGACAUGUACCCAGCUCCGAAGCAAGACUUUACACCUUCUCCCAGGAGACCAAAGACCAUCUGCGCAAGUUCCGCUUAACCACUUCGAGGGCAAGUGGACCACAAGCUGUGAUUUAUUACAUCGACAAGAAGACAUAUGAGAUCAAGCAAGACGACGAUAAGGUAGUAUACAAGUCUCUUGACGAAAUUGCCGACGACUUGCCUGAUAAUACGCCGCGUUAUAUUCUUCUAAGCUACCCUUUAACUCUGCCGUCCGGCCGUAUGUCUGUGCCCUACGUCCUCCUGUAUUACCUACCGAAUACAUGUAAUGCCGAGAGCCGCAUGAUGUACGCUGGCGCGAAGGAGUUAAUGCGGAACACGGCCGAGGUCGGCAAGGUAAUUGAUGUGGAAAGUCCGGAGGACUUAGAAGAUAUCCCCAACAAGUUGAGCGCCGAAUAG
Daldinia caldariorum is the source of this 1173-nucleotide messenger RNA. RefSeq lists its product as uncharacterized. Gene Ontology annotation, molecular function: actin binding; Arp2/3 complex binding. Bases 1 to 1173 code for a protein of 390 amino acids. The transcript has 5 exons. Gene Ontology annotation, biological process: negative regulation of Arp2/3 complex-mediated actin nucleation; actin filament debranching. The record is from RefSeq and is a predicted model, not a curated record. NCBI's taxonomy places the organism in Eukaryota, Fungi, Ascomycota, Sordariomycetes, Xylariales, Hypoxylaceae. Gene Ontology annotation, cellular component: actin cortical patch.